Lutzomyia longipalpis is the source of this 2544-nucleotide messenger RNA. RefSeq names its product alpha-taxilin. The record is from RefSeq and is a predicted model, not a curated record. Gene Ontology annotation, molecular function: syntaxin binding. The transcript is spliced from 5 exons. Bases 1022 to 2443 code for a protein of 473 amino acids. Lineage: Eukaryota; Metazoa; Arthropoda; Insecta; Diptera; Psychodidae.
CCUAAAUAAGGUAAACGUAACUAAUCUCAGAUUUUUAUCAAACACAGUCUACAUUACAAUAAUUUGACUUUGUGCAUACCGCUUGUACUAAUUUGUAAACACCGCACCGAAAUGUACACGUCAUUAGUUAGGAAAAUUUGAAAAUUUGCGACACAGUUUUGCGAGCAGCUGAGUUUCCCACUCAUUUUUCCAGGAUUGGAGAUGAAGAGACAAAAGGCUGGAAAGGAAUCAAGGAGAGAGAAAAAGGAGAGGCGUGAGGAAAAUGCAAAGAUCCAUCAGCAACUUUUCACCGUGGCAAUUCCGGUGCUGAUUGUCGUAUUUGUUCUAAUUGCCGCAUAUGUUUACCUGAAAACUCGUCCCAUUGAGGGUUGAUUUGUACAAGUGUACUUGUUUUACGUGAUACAAGUGUCUUCCAAAAAUUUUUAUCAAUCUUAAAUUUUUCUUUUUUUUUUAAAAUAGAGAAGUUUCUUUACAAUGAUACAUAUUUUUACACGCUGUUCUGCACAAUAUUUCACUAUCUCUUGGAUUUUGAGCUGAUAAAAAUUUAUAGAUUGUUCAAAAUGUUUGCAUGGAUACUAAAAAAAUAAAUGUUAUUGAGUGAAACAUUUCCAUUAUUUCAAUAAAUUUCAGAAAAUAUUGUGUCUUAACCCAUUUUAGUCCAAAUUUCAUUGAUCGAAUUCUCUUGAAAAAAUAUUUUUUGUGUGUAAUUAAUGAUUUCCUUUCACUACGAGAUCUCUGAAUCUUUUCUUACACUAUGAGAUCUUUUUUUCUAUUUGAGUAAAAUUACAUAAAUGUAAAUUUUACAUUGAUUUUCAGCAUUCGUGAAUCUUUCAUUGAAAUUAAAAUGAAAGUUGAGCCUACAAGAAUGGGUUAACAAUGCCGGUUGUUUUAUUCAAAUCGAAAAUUGCUGUCUUAAUCCAAAAAUAGAAUUUUGGGCCAAGAAAAAACGUGUGGACUUUCAUUUAAGCUUAUUUUAGGGAAUUUUUUACCAUAAAGGGAAUUUUCCAGUGGGAUAGUUGCGAUGGAGAACACAAAGAGCGAUGCCAGUGGUGAUCGAAAGGAUUCAGAGAGGAAGAAACUGGCCAAAGAAGAGAAGCUACGAGAUUUGAAAGUUGAGGAGCAGCUUGUGAAAUCAAUGAGUAGCAUUGAAAAUCCCGAUGAUAAGAUAAACAAUCUGGUGCGAAAGUAUGUGGAAAUGGAAAAGGAAACCCGCAAACUUGGUGCUGUGGCUAAGCAACAGGAAAAGCGUUUGGAUAUGAUACAGAAGGAGAAGGAAAACUUGCAGCAGGAAUACAACAAAGCCAUCUUGACCAAGUCCAAACUCGAAUCACUGUGUCGGGAACUCCAGCGUCAAAAUAAGUCCAUCAAGGAUGAGAGUUUUACAAAGAUUCGCGAAGAAGAGGAGAAACGCAAAGAAACUCAGGCAAAGUUUCAGAAAUCUCUCAACGAAAUCUCUACUCUUAUGACGGAAAAUAACGAACGAAAUAAGAAGUUGCAGGACGAUAAUAUGGAAAUGUCUAAGAGGCUCAAAUUUUUGCUGGAGCAAUCGGAGACACGAGAGCAGCAAGUGGAGAAAAUCAACAUGAGCAUCGAUCUUUCAACACAGCUGAAUGAAGCAAAACUCACGAAAAUUCAAAUGGAAGCAGCUCUGGAGAAAGAAGGAAUGUUAAAGGAAAAGCAUGAACUUCUGACAGAGCUGAAGAAGAGUCGUCAGCAAUUAGCGGAUGUUCAGAUGAAGGAAAAAUUGAUGAAGGAACAGCUGGAUCUGUACACCACAAAGUACGAUGAAUUUCAGAAUUCCCUCUCUAAGAGCAAUAGCAUUUUCACCACAUACAAGACAGAGUUGGAAAAGAUGUCAAAGAAAAUCAUAAAACUUGAGAAAGAGCGGAACGAGUGGAAGAUGAAAUUUGAGAAGAGCAACAUUGCUGUUCUGGAAUUGGCAUCAGAUAAGCAACUCAAAGAUCAAAUUCUCAACAAAACAACCCGUCAAUUAGAUCAACUUCAGAAGCUAUGUCGCUUGCUUCAGGCUGAUCGUGCCCUUCUGGUAAAUAUUCUCAAGGAAAAUAACAUUGAACGACCAUCACUACCGGAACUACCCCCAGAACCUGAACCAAUUGAGCCAGAACCAACACCUCAGGAUGAUAAACUUGAGAGGAUGAUGAAGAAUUGCAGUGAAUUUAAGCAAAAUCUGGCAAUGCUACAGAAUCAAUUAUCCUCAAUUACAAAGCCAUCCACAUCACAGGAAGGCAAAAAAUCAAAGAGCAAGAGUAAGAAGAAGGACGCUCAGAAGACGCCGCCGGAGCAAGAAAAUGGGGAACUUGAUGUUGCACAAGCCCCACCUGUUGCUUCUAGUGUCGUCCCUGAGGAACAGGAAGCCCCCACAACGAAUGCAGUUGAUGCAGCAUCAGAAAUUGAUGUGGUGCAAUCAGCUCCUGAGCAGUAGUGUUGGAUCCUUCAUAAUACUUCACAGAAACCUCGAAUAUAGUGUGGAAUUCUUAAUUUAAUCAUCUCUCUGAAUUAAAUCACAAAUUCUGUCAUAUUAUA